This is a messenger RNA of Mobula hypostoma (lesser devil ray), 9889 nucleotides long. It is a transcript of the gene ttyh2, whose product is annotated as tweety family member 2. The transcript is spliced from 14 exons. Gene Ontology annotation, cellular component: plasma membrane. The coding region runs from base 1002 to 2597 and encodes 531 amino acids. Gene Ontology annotation, molecular function: intracellularly calcium-gated chloride channel activity; volume-sensitive chloride channel activity. NCBI's taxonomy places the organism in Eukaryota, Metazoa, Chordata, Chondrichthyes, Myliobatiformes, Myliobatidae. The record is from RefSeq and is a predicted model, not a curated record.
AGCUAUAUUAUUGCCUGUGUACGAGUAACCUGUUCACAACCAUCCUUCAAGUGUGCAUCUGGCUGAGUGAAAGUGGGAAAUUGGGUAGGCGAUUAUGCCAGACCUAAUUAACACCUUUCAUUUGCAAGUGACUGUCUGCAGAUGAGGCGAGGGCAAAACAUAAAAUGUAAUAAAAAGAUGAAAUGCAAAUCAAUUUCAAAAAAGAAUGUAAAAAUAAUUGAUAAAGAAUGUCAAAGAUUAUUCUUUUUACAAAUAUUUUAAGGGAAAUGGGCUUGUAGUCAACGGUUUGUACAUCAGGACGUUCGGGAUGCCCUCGGUUACAAAGUUCAGUUCCAGCGACCAUUGGAAAUAUUGAAAGGGCAUAACUGAAUUAAAGCCUCGGGAAAUGAAAGUUGCCAUUUGGAUUGAGAUCAGGAGACAUUUCAUCACCCGCGGAGUUCUUGCGCCACAGAAACCAAUGGGAGACCAAGUCAUUUAACAUCUUCAACGCGAUGGAAAUAGUCCUCAGUGCAAGACUCAUCAAGGCAAUUAGGAAGAAAGUAUGGGUUCGGAAGUAAUGCAAGAUCACAAUGCGACAGGGCCAAGUUUCUCACUCUUGACCAUUUCCAUGUAUUCCAUGAAGACCCCGAGGCAGGAGCUCGAUUAAAGCUUUGGUCAAUUCAUUCUAUUUGUUGCCUGUUUUUUAAAGUAGUUUUUCGUUUUAACUGACAAAUUCCUCUUUGGUUUACGCAUGGACAUAACUUGUAAACACAAAAAGCUUUACUUGAAGAGAAACUCGUAUCAAAGCUCGCCUCAGGGCAGGACGGCGAGCUCCCCUGAGUUCCCAGCGCUUUGGGCGCGGCGGCUGGCGGGGGCGCGCGGGAGCAGCAACAGCGGCGCGCUUCAGUUGCACUCGCUGCCCGGGGCUGGUGGCUCCUCCGGGGCCGUGUCUCUGCUCGCAGGACGGGUGUCUGUUGGCCGGGGGCUCGUUCCAAGUGUGGCCGCUGUCGUUGCCCGCGGGCAUGGCUUCCCGGUUCGACUACAUCGCUCCUUGGUGGACUUACUGGUUGCACAACUUCCCGCACGUUAACCUCCGCUUCCAGCCCGUGGACAACACCUUCAGCCCGCAGGAUGUAAACUAUCAGCAGGCAUUGAUCUUUUUGGCAAUAAUAGCUGCUGUCUGCUUGGGCCUCAAUUUGAUUUUCAUUCUGAUUUACUUGUUAUGCAUCUGCUGCUGCAAGCCAGCUGACGACGAAGAAACCAAGAAGCUACAUUCCUGCUGUGUCACAUGGACAGCUGUGGCUGCUGGUCUUACCUGCUGUGCUGCCAUUGGGAUUGGCUUCUACGGAAACAGUGAAACCAAUGAUGGUGUCUACCAGCUGACCACCUCCAUCUACAAUGCAAACCAUACACUUGCUGGAAUAGAUGGCUUGGUAUCUGAGACGACGAAGAAUAUGAAAGUUGAUAUGAAACAAUAUAUAGCAAGACUUGAUGAGAUCUUCACACAAAAAAUGGAGUUUAUUUAUUCACUGACCAUCUUGCAGCAUUUGGCAGAUGCAAUUGUCUUACAGCUCUCUGGCCUCCCAACGUGGAAUGAUAUCAAUUUGAAUGUGGCAGAAACAGCCGAUGAAAUUGGCUACAUUGAAUAUUACAGGUGGCUGUCAUAUCUUCUGCUCCUAAUUGUUUACUUGGUUAUUUGCCUGGCAGCUUUCCUUGGCUUGGCCAAACGAUCCAGGUGGCUUCUCACAUUAAUGAUUGUCCUUGGUAUCCUGACUGUAAUUGUCAGCUGGGGGUCGCUGGGACUAGAUACUGCUGCUGCUGUGGGAACAAGUGAUUUCUGCGUGGCUCCAGAUAAGUUCAUCAUGAAUAUGACCCAGAAUAAAAUUAGCUCAGAUAUUGUGCAUUAUUAUCUGUAUUGUGGCCACAGCACUCGUAUCCCAUUCCAACAGACUCUGUUGAGUUUCCAGCGCUCUCUAACAAACAUGCAACUGCAAAUCCAAGGAUUGAUGCAUAUUGCUAUACCACUGUUUCCUAUGGCAAAGGACAUUAUUGGCAUCCAGCAGUUACUAAAUAAAUCGGAAUCCAAUCUGCAUCAACUCACAGCAAUGCUUGACUGUCGCGGACUGCACAAGGACUAUCUGGAUGCCGUGAAUGGUGUAUGCUAUGAUGGUGUCGAGGGGUUACUCUAUCUCUUACUGUUUUCGCUCCUUGCUGCAGCUGGAUUCUCUGCUUUGAUCUGUGCCCUGUCUCGUGGCUGUAAUUACAUUGCAAUCAGAGAUCGAGAUUACGAUGACAUGGAUGAAGAUGACCCUUUUAACCCGCAAGCUGGUCGCAUAGCAGCCCAUAACCCAAGCCGAAGUCAGAUACACAGUUUCUGUAGUUUCAAUAGUAGUAUGGGGAGUCAGACUAGCCUUCAGCCACCUGCAAACACAACCGCCACUCAACCGGCCACUGCUGCACCUGCACCCGUGUAUAUGAAUAACACAGUGUUAUUUGGUGGAAAUCCUCGAUUUGAAAAUGUUCCACUGAUUGGAAGAAAUUCGCCCCCACCUUCGUACACCCCCAGUAUGAGAGCAACCUACCUUGCAGUGGGCGAAGAACCUUCCAGAAUUUACUGAAAUGUAUUUCCUGUUUAACAUUUCUGCUGAUCUUCAUAGCAGUGUUCUUACAAUAGCCUAAAGUUUUACUUUACUUAACAAAAAGGGUGCUCUGGCCAAAACUUUCUGAUAGAAUGAAGUUUGAUGGGAGCAGUAAAGAACUGUUGAAUAUUGAUGCUGGCAAUUUAUUAACAUUUUUCUGAAGUGGUGUUGAAAAUUACUGUUACUCUGAAUAUUUGUAAUUACCUCUGAAAAUCCUGCAUGAUUUUUUUACAUACUAUUAUUGGAGCUGGGUGCACAGCAAAUAUGUGCUUGGAAGAUGAAUUUGAAUGGAGUUUCAUUUAGCAUCUGGUAUAAGGAGUAACUUGUACACAGAUGCUAUUCUUAAAAAGUCAGUUUGAACUGAAUAUCUAAGGUGUCUACAUCAAAGUUUGAUGCAUUUAAUUCUAGGGCUUCAAUCAUGUGACUGACCUCACAAUACCGUUAAGACUGUGAUUUAUUGUAUUCUUGAUCAGGGUGCACAGUAGAUGAUCAAACAUGGCACUUCCAAGUAAAGAAAAACUAAUUUAAGCUAAUCAUGGCAUAGACAAUGGCAAGGAGUCUCACAUCUUUUGAGUCAAAGGAGGUGAGAUUGGCAAAUGAGUCUUGAAGCAAGAGGAAUAAGAAAUAUGGAACUUUAAAAAAACAAGUAGAAGCUCUCGACACAAGAUGCCUUUUAGGGCUGACUCUGCCACAAAAUUUCUUCAAUGAAUUUAGUUAAUGCUAUUUUAUUAGAAAUAGUACUACCAAAUUUCCAUACAUAGUCAAUUCUUAACACUGGCACUAUUUGUAAUGUGUAUUUUUUGAGUAUAUAAUCAUAUUGUGAAUUUGCUGAGACAGCAACAGAAAGCUUUCUUUCUAAUAAAGGAGCUUUGGAUUCCAGAUUGAAAAUUCAUAAGAAUAUUUGUACUAGUUUCUUUCUUUAAAACAAUUUGACAAUGUCUCAACAAAUUGUAUUUGCCAAUAUGCUUAUUGUGGAAUAGUAACUGGCUUUAGAUCUCUUUCAAGUUUGAUCUCUAUUCUAGAGAUGGAGAUGAUUUCCUUUACUGUUAACCUGGAUUUUUCAGCAGAGGUAACAGUGAUGCUAGAUGCAUUCACAGUCAUUAUACAAUGAAAACAUAACAGUGCAGAAAUUUCAAUGUAGAUGUAAUUGAUUCAAGACCACAUCAUAAGUUUAAAGCUAAAGUGGCUGUCACUGGAAUAAACAGGAGCUUCACAAAGGCGCAUUAACUUGGGAUAACAAGUUCUGAUGAAGGGUCUCGGCUGCCUGACCUGCUGAGUUCCUCCAGCGUUUUUGCAUGUACUACGAUGAACUUGAACUGAUGCCUUCUACUUGCAAAGUUCACAUGACUUCAGAUUUUACAACCCAGAACGUCCCGUGUUCCAAUCCUGCAUAAUCAAUGAAGAUUAUUGAUGUAGAUUUUUAUGGAAAGAAGUCUCAGACAACAACAGAGGUUCAGGUUAACAGAUUUUUAAAUGCUUACAAAUUGUAAUGGCUCAUUAUUCAGUUCCUAAAUGGGUUAUUAGUUUUAAAUCAUUUUUAUGAUUUUAUAUACACACACCAGAUUUAUAUUGUUCAGAUUUAAUGAAUUGCACAUUUUAUUUUAGGUUCACAUGCGGUGUAUGUUAUUUUCUUGAUUUUGUUUUUUGUUCACCUUCCAAUUGGUAUACUGGAACUACUUAAAGAAGGAGUCUGUGAAAGAUUAAAGUGCCCCCUUGUUUUGUGAUCCGGACUUGUAUGUUUUGUAGACUUUCUAAACCUGGCACAGAGAACUGUGAAAAGAUUUUUGGAAUUAUGCAUGUAGAACUGACCAAGAGGUAUUUCACCCAUCCAAGAGGGUGUCAGCAGUGGCUUGAUGGCACAAGAGAAAUUAUAUGAAUGCCAGUAAUGAUUAAGUUGGCAACCACUAUGAUAUGUAAAGUAGGACUUCUAGUCAUGAUGCAAGUCCUGCACUGCCUUGAUGCGAAACUAACCAUGAAAUAGAGGUUUGAUUAAUGUGGGACCAUUUCAGUCAAGCGGCCUCACCACAUCAUCAAAUGGGACUGGAAGAUAGCAGUCAGCAGCUCGUGGACAUUCCUAAUAGAUUCUUAGUUAAUAAAUUUUUACACAUCUCCAGCGGAGCCAAUUGAGAUCCAUCAUAUUUAAUUCACCGAUUCCCUAAAAUUCUUGGGAGUAAUCUGUGGAACCCCAUUGAAAGCAAUUAAACAUAAGCCUGGCACAUUAUCACACCAGGAGGCAGUUUCUUUGAUUAAAUAUGGUGAUCUGUUCCAACACAUUUCCAAGCUUCAGUGCAGAUUAGUGAAAAAAUACUCACAAUGCUUAGGUUUUAUAUGACACUCCAAAUUGGAUGCAGCUUCCAUCAGGAUGAAUGUUGGGGGACAAACAUUACUCACAGAUGUGGUGACCAGCAGGACCAAAAGGGAAGAUACAAUCGUGAGAUGUAAACCGAACAAAUGAUGAAGGAUUGCGAAGUUGACGUCAUGGUUCCAAGUGAGACGGUGCAGUCUUUAUCUGUAAAUGUGCCAAAUAUUGUGCCAGUAUGUUGCACUUGUUGCCGUCUUCUCUUUCAGGCAGGACUGACCCUUGUUGACUGGCAAAGGUGGAUGAAUCUAACCUGAUAGGCUGUGGUCUGUGGACAGACUGAGGAAGGAAAGGUUGUUAUGGGCAAUGCUGCUGGAUAACAGCAAGUAGCACCUAUAUUUGAAAAGUGGGUGGCAAGAUGCUUCCUUCCUUUUAUCUCCACUUCUCCCAGCCACUAUCCUUUUCUUCCCGAUCUCCAGCUUCUCUCUAUCCUCCAUCUCCACUUUCCCAUGGCAGUGAAAUUUGAAUUAGAAAACAUUCAUUGCAAGAAUUGAUACCCUGAUUGCAAAAUUUUAAAUGAAAAUUUAAUUAAUUACCUUUUCACUAAUUUGUAAAAUAUUUGUAAUUUUAAAAUAGCAUUGUACCGAGUAAAAAAACAACAAAAAGUUAAUAGUAAUCAUGUUUCAAAAUAAUAAUUUGUGCAGAAUUUUAACAAAAACGUCCAUCAGAAAAAUUAGUCUUUCUUCGCCAUCUGCAUGUCCAUCACUGCUGCAGUUAAGUAAUAGUCAAUUCAAGGGCGAAGUGAGAAGUAUAACAUUACAUCCUAUGAUCUUGACAUGAAUGGAUAGCUUGUGUGAUCAUCAGCUGGAAACUCCCAAAUGCUCAAAGGUGCCUGUCAGAGGCAUGGCAGCUGUGCCAUACAUCUUUCAAACAUGCUGGUGGCCAAGGCAACACCUGCCCCUCUCUUUUAUUCAGCGGCUCACUGGGCACUGAGCUUCAUCAGCUGAAUGGUAUUUUAUACUUGAUUAAUAAUCUUUGUGAGCACAGGUGGCUCUCUGACAUUUCUGACGGAAAUGACCAUCUUGCUCCACAGGAGCAUGACAAAUGUAGAGUACCUUUAAGUUCGUCCUUUAUCAUUGAGGCGAGAUGUGCUGUUUGGAUGUUCUGACUAAAUUUUAUACUUUAAAUCUAUGCAAGAACAGUGAAAGAUUAUUAGAACUCCUGAGGUCCGUUGCAGCUGAAUUGUACAAGAAAUUGAUUUUUUUUUUGCAGGUUAUUGCAUCAGUAAUAUUUAACGCAUUAUAACUUGUAAAUUUCACAUAAUUGUAAAACCCAAGCAGCCUCAAUUCUCAUUUCUGCAGUCAAUCAAUUCUCUCAUUGCUAGUCCAUGCUCCUUGACAGAGUGGAGUUGGUAUUGAAUCUGCCACCACUUUGCCUGCCAACUUAAAGAUCACAUUAUGCCCAGUACUUCAUAUUCUCCUAAAGUCACUGGCUCUUUGGGUUCACCUCAUUAAAUAAUAUUCAAAGUGCUUAUCAACCUCAGCCUUGGAAUGUAUUCAAUGAAAGAUUUUGAAAGAUUGACAAUCUUCUGAUAGGGAAACUUCAAAUCUCAGUUUAAGUGAUUGAGGGAAUAUUACGCAUGGUUUUACACUCUCUACUUAGAUAAAGCAGUUUUUCAACAUCCACCCAGAUAAUCUCUCUCUGAAUUAUGUAUGUUGUGAAAAGCAUUGUUGACUGCCUAGUAGAAGAAAGAGCUGUUUGCGCUCAAAUGCAUAGGCAAAUGCAUCUUUCCUUGGACAAAGGAACAAAACAACAUAUGACAACCAGGAGACAUCUCAAUCUGCGAAACUUUUUCUUCCAUACUCUAACCCAUUUGCAAUAAAGGUCAGCAAACUGUUUGCUUCGCUAAUCACUUACUGUAUCUGGGAUCUAUCUGUCGAUCCUUUUUUGUUUGCUCCAAGUGCUUGCAUUGGAGAACAUUGGAAGGUAUGCCACAGAGCAUAUAGGUUUUUAUCCUCAAUCUUUUCGCAUGGAGGACUGCACAAAUUAAGAGAGCAGUUUUUUCGAGGCCACCAAUGCCUGCUUAUUGGCUUCUGAUGACUGCAAAUUUCACAGACUUCACAACACACAGUACUUUUCAAAAGUUUUAAAUGUAUAUAUUGCUUAAGACUUUUGCACUGUUCUGUAGUAAUUUUAUAUAUUGCACUGUACUACUGCUGUAAAAAAAAGCAAAUUUCAUGACAUGAGUGAUGAUAAACCUGAUUCUAAUAUCCAACUGUAUUGUGGACUGAGAGUGUGAAGGGGGCAGGGAGAGGGGAAUCCAUGGUUGGGAAAAGGGGAAGAGCGAGAGGAGGGAGCAGGAAGCAUAAGAGAAACAUUCUAUAAUGAUCAAUAACGCAAUUGUUUGAAAUCAAAUGACCUUGCCUGGUGUCUCGGGGCUGGAAGUGUCAGCCCCAUGCCACCCCUGACCCUGGCACUCCUUUGCUACUUGUCCCACAUGUCUCCCCUGGCCUCCACUCUCACCAUUCCCAACGUCCUUUGAUCCUGACAGAUUUACAAACUCACUCUCUGCUCCACGUUGACAAAUACAGUACUGUGCAAAAAUCUUAGGCACCUUAGCUAUACGUAUACGGUUAAGACUUUUGCACAGUCAGUGAUAUUAAAUCUGAUUCUGAUUCAACUCUGGGCCGUUAUCUUCACUCAUCAAAAAAAAAGUGGUCUGCUGAAUUGUGUCAUGCUCGGUGUAGACAUUUUCUUAAGCUAUCGUAUUGCAUGUAUUGGCUUCAAUUAAAGGAGCUGCAGAUGGAAAUGCUUUAUAUACUUGACCAAAUGAUAUGGGAUGUAAUUUGUUUACUUGAAAUUCACCUUCAUUAAAUCCUUAUCAACAUUGCUAAGGCAUAUUCUUGUAUGCAGUUGUGUGUCUGAUAAACAUGACUCUUGCACAUGUGUUCCAGAGCAAAUGUUAUGUAAUCACACUUGUAAUUCAAACUGCUUUGAGUUGAGCCAACUAAGAAAUAACAAUUGUCGAACUAAAUGUUAUAAACCUUAUUUUGAUUGAAUGAAGUCAGCAAUAUCUUGCGGCCCACUUUAAUUGUUAUAUUAUUUUAUAUUCCUCAAUAAUUAGUGAAUUUAAGAUGAUCUUGUUGGAAGUAAGUCAUUCUUUAAGCAGCAGUUCAUUUCAUUAUUUGUGUCAGAAAUAAAUAAAACCUUGUCUGAUAAUCAUUGACUCUUCACAAAAGGAACUCUUAAAUGAAAUGAAGAGUAAAAUAUGGUAAGGUUAGUCAAAAGAAGACUUCCCGACAAACUCAAAAUACAGUCAAGGUUAUCUGUAUUGGUAGUGUUGUUAAGCCCCAUCAUCCUUCUGGGGCAUAGGCUGCUGAUAGUAGCUCGCCAGAGUCCUCUGUCUGUCAAGUUGCCUCUGGGUAUAGCCCAUCUUUCUGGAGUAUCCUUCCUCUCCCACAAUGAGGUCGCUGAAACUUCUGUUGACGAUUCUAUAGCUCUGGGUUUUUAGCCUCAUGCCCAACCCUCCUUUUGCAACCGGGCUUGGGACUGUUUAUGGUAGAGUUUGUAUUGUUAGUACUGGGCUAUAAAAUAUAUAUUUGCCACAUCUGAUUGAAGCUAUCAAUUGUAUGUGUUUUUUUUGGUUUGUUACAUAUUUUAAUGUUAGAAACAAUUAAUUCUGAUGUAUGAAAUUUGGUAUUGUGUCAAAUACAUUACUGCAGUGCAAGAACAUGUCUGGUUGAAUGUUUUUGUGUAAUUGUAUCAGUGAAUUAAAAAUAGUGGGAGACUGACUAAAAUGAAGAACGAGGCUAACAGUAAUUUGGAUAUAUAAAAUAGCUAAUAGAUAUCAUAUCAGUCCUUUUCUUGCACUGAAUAUUGUAUAAGAUCACAAUCUAAAUCUGAUUUAAUUCAUUGUCUUUUGUCUUUUUAUUCUGCCUUUAAGCACAAUUGCUCAAACAUGUUUCUUCGUCUGCUCCCUUUUGGUUUUGCCUUUGUAUUCCGUAAUACUGAAAUACAGUGCCGUUUUUAGCAUGAUCUACUAAGCACAAAUUAAUGGAUAUUUUGGAUGUAAUCAAGGAAUUUUGUACUGUGCAUUUGGAAUAGACAAAACACGUAACUCUUCAGAACCACUGUUUAACUGAAAAAUUAUCAUGCAAGUGCAGUGUGAUUUUUCUCAACAUGUAAAGUCUUAUCACUUGCUGUGUGUACAAAAUGCAAGAAAACCAUUUUAAGUUUUGUAUUCUGAAAUAAGAAACAGAAAAUAAUGAAAAAAUAACGCAUGUGAAGGUAGGAUGCUGAGCAUUUCCCGCUGAUUUUUGAUUUUGUGUCAGAUUUCCAGCAUUUGCAGUUUUUUUUUGCUUCAGUUGAUUUUUGUACAGUCUGUAUGAUACAUGUUGAUACAUUUCAUAAACUGUUUCAGUAAGAAACUAAUUUUUGCAGACUAACACUGAGGCAUUAUUUCUACCAUAUGGAUAGAAAAAGCAUUUUUGUUAUGAUAUAACACAUUAAUUCUGCCAUUUCCAAUGAAAUUGAAGAUAAAAGUGCAAAACACAGACAAUCUCACUGUCAAAUAAACUGCUUGAAUGCGUUAAAAUAAUCCCAAAACAAAAUUGUUCAACUUGUCAGAUUUUAUUAAUAUUCAUUUGACAUGACUAUUGUGAAUUAAAUCUGGCUCAGGGAUCAGUUUGCUUAUCAUUGUGAACUAUUAAGUAUUACAUAUUAAAAUAAGAUAUAUCCAUUCUGUUCUGCUUUUGGAUAGAAGCAAGUUGAGUUUCAAUGACUAUUGUCACUGAGCAAUAUUUAACUAUGAUGUGAGACUCUUAUUUACACUGUAAUAAAUUUUAUUUCAGGUAUUUUUUUAAAUGGUAAUUUUUUUGUAAAUGUAUUUAACUGGCUCAACAUUGUUCUUAGUGUAUUGUAUUUGGGUAUUUUCAUUUCCCUGCAAAAUACCACUGUUUCUGAAUGAACACAA